CAUCUGUCAAAAUAACAGACUCAGAAAAUUAAUACAAAUAAAAUUAUCAUGAGAUUGAUAUAUAAUAUUCUAUUUGCCACCUUAUGGAAAAAAUGUAUAUACAAUAAUCCAAUAAACACGUGUUACUUAUAUACGUAGUAUACUUCAUAUGUAAUAAGAACAGUACGGUUUUACAAAUACUUUCAACUGUAUUUGUGUAGAUUUUAUCGUGCUGAAAUUUUUAUUCACUUUCUACAUGAAUCACGUAAGCUGACGAAAAAGAAGAAAUCCAUGAAACAGUAUACAUCGAAAUGAUUGAGUUAUGUACAAAAAAACGAAUGUUAAUUGGUAUAACAUUAUUAGGAGGAUUAACAAUAUUGGUAUUAAUUGUUGAAAGUCAUUGGACUGAUAAUUCUAAUAAACUUUAUUUGGAGAAUUUUGAAAAUAAUACAAGAUGUGUUUCCGGAGAUGAAUAUGAAAUAACAUCAGAAUGUCAUCCAUGUUCUGCUUUUGAAAUAGCAAGUAAAAGUAUCGAUGUGUGUAUUCAUGCCAGAUAUAAGGAAGUUUUAAAAUGUAAAAGUGGAGAAGCUAUAACAAGAAGUUGUGACAGGGUAGCUUGGUUAGAAGAAAGAGCAUUUUGGAAGUUUGAAGCAUUUAUGUUUCUUUUGGCAUUAAGUUCAUGUAUUAGUGUUUAUUGGAGAGAAAAUGUGCUGAGACAAAGGAUAAUAAGAAAAGUGGCUAGACAAUUAAGAGCUAGUGUAUAA
Messenger RNA from Apis laboriosa (Himalayan honeybee), 743 nucleotides. RefSeq names its product protein JTB (gene JTBR). Gene Ontology annotation, biological process: mitotic cytokinesis. NCBI's taxonomy places the organism in Eukaryota, Metazoa, Arthropoda, Insecta, Hymenoptera, Apidae. The coding region runs from base 291 to 743 and encodes 150 amino acids. The record is from RefSeq and is a predicted model, not a curated record. The transcript has 3 exons. Gene Ontology annotation, cellular component: centrosome; spindle; membrane.